AUGAAAACGGCAGAGCGGUUCCGUUCACCGGCCGUGGAUUCGCUCUACAAAGAACUGUGCGUCGGCCAAGAGCUGGUGCUCGUUGAGAGUCGCAAAACGUGGAACGCCUUCCUCGGGGAGGUGAGUCAGGGCUACAACAACUAUCAACGAGCUGUGAGAGCCAUCGCGACAGUGGACUGCUUCCUCUCCCUGGCACGAACAGCAUCCCAAUAUGGAUACUGCAGGCCACAGAUGCUGCCCAAAGAGCGCAGGGUCUUUCGCAUUACCAAGGGGAGACAUCCCAUCCUCGAGCAGCGAGUGACAGCCACCUCCCAAUACGUCUGCAACGACACGGACCUCAGCGAGGACCUCCGCUGCUGCGUCAUCACGGGGCCCAACAUGGGGGGCAAGAGCUCCUACAUGAGGCAAGUGGCGCUCAUCGCCAUCAUGGCCCACGUCGGGUCCCACGUGCCCGCGGAGGCAGCCACCAUCAGCCUGCUUGACGGAGUCUACGUCAGGAUGGGUGCGGAGGACGACGUAACGCUGGGGAGGAGCACAUUCCUGUGUGAGAUGCAGGAGACCUCCGAGAUCCUGGACAAGUGCACCACCCACUCACUGGUGGUGAUCGACGAGCUGGGCAGGGGCACGGCAACGCACGAUGGCACUGCCAUUGCGCUCGCCACGCUGCGCCACCUUGUGGAAGAGAAGCAGUGCCUCACCCUUUUUGUGACGCACUACCAGCCCAUCACAGAGAUGGAGACCUUGUACAAGGGCGCCGUGACCAAUUGCCAUGUUGCCUUCAACGUCGAUGACGACGAGGUGGUGACCUUCCUCUACCGUCUAGUUCCUGGAAUAGCUCCCAAAAGCUAUGGCCUCAAUGUAGCCACGCUGGCGGGAAUACCUUCCUGCAUCGUAUCAAGGGCCAGGGAAAAAGCAGAAGCCCUCGAGUCUUCGACCAGAGAGAAGAAAGAGCACUUUGCAACAAUAGGAGACAUCAUCUCAGAGGCAUCCUGAGUGUGUGUUUUUACCUCGUGGCACCUCUACCAGGAUGUAUUGUGAUCUUCUACAAGACAAAAGUGAUCAGGAAAUGUACUUUUUCGUUGUCACUUGUGGAGCUGCAGCACCCUUGUGCAUGCAACUCGGGAACAGUUGCUUUAAAGUGACCUUCUGUGAAACGAGUGGUCAGGGAGUGAACAUUUUCGCUGCUAUGCCAUGUGGGACUACUGUGUCCACGUACGAAUAAGUCUUGCUUUAUUGUGACCUUCUUUGAGAUAAGCAUAAUUUGGGAGUUCACUGUCACAUCUUCUGGAACUGCUGUGCCACUGUGCGCUCAACUCUAUCAGGAACUGUCACAUUAGUGUGACCUGUGAGACAAGUGUGACCUGGGAGUGUACUGUUUUUUUUACUCUGACACCCUGUGGAACUGUGUCACCCUUGUGCACUCAACUCUCAGGAACCGUUGUUCUAUUGUGAUCUUCUGUGAAAGAAAUGAGGUCCAGAAGUGUACCUUUUCAGCGUCACAUCUUGUAGGACUGCUGUGUCCACAUGUGCACAACUCAACGAGGAACACUUGCUUUAUUGUGUCCUCCUGCGAGACAAGCGUGAUCUGGGAGUUCACUGUCACAUCUUGUGGAACUGCUGCAGCCGUGUGCACACAAGUCUCAGGAAUCAUUGUUUUAUUGUGAUCUUUUGUGAAAGAAGAGCAGAGAGAUUGCUUACCUUUCGUGACCUCUUUGAGCUCCUCCGUAGUCAGUUCAUGCUGAAAACUCUUGCCCUGUGUAAAAAUCUUUACAACCCUCAAUUUGUUCCCGUUACUUGCCAUCAUAAACGUAAAGCAUGUGUGUAAAG
Ixodes scapularis (black-legged tick) is the source of this 1827-nucleotide messenger RNA. RefSeq names its product DNA mismatch repair protein Msh3. NCBI's taxonomy places the organism in Eukaryota, Metazoa, Arthropoda, Arachnida, Ixodida, Ixodidae. Gene Ontology annotation, biological process: mismatch repair; mitotic recombination. Gene Ontology annotation, molecular function: ATP binding; mismatched DNA binding; ATP-dependent DNA damage sensor activity. The coding region runs from base 1 to 993 and encodes 330 amino acids. The transcript is spliced from 7 exons. Gene Ontology annotation, cellular component: nucleus. The record is from RefSeq and is a predicted model, not a curated record.